UGCACAGAUUCCACAAACAAAACAAAACAAAACAAAACGAAACAACCAACGAAACCUUUGCAGCAGGCAACAGGAAUUAUUGAACGAUUAUUGAACAGUACUACUCCAUCGGCCCCGGACCCAAAAAUUGGGCCAUGUAGUACAGGACCAAGAGAACACUUAACAAAAUAAAAAAAUAAUAAAACAACACAAACACCGAGGUGCCCUUAGACAACCGAAUUCGUACAACAAACCAAGCAACAAGCAACAAACAACAAACAAACAAUUACCAAUUAUAACCAAUUGAAAUUGAUAACUGCCGAUUUUUGUGAACUGACAAUAAACAAAAAGAGAGUAAAACCUAAACGCAAAGAGGAGGCAAUAACACAACCAACAAAACAGCGAAACAAUCAGGAGAAUAAAUACAAAUACAAAUACAGAUAAAAAUGGGACGCAAAAUAACUGUGGCUGUGUCCACACUGAAUCAGUGGGCCCUGGACUUUGAGGGUAAUUUGGCAAGGAUAUUGCAGUCCAUAUUGGAGGCCAAGGAUAUGGGCGCUAGCUAUCGCACUGGACCCGAGCUGGAGGUUAGUGGCUACAGCUGCGAGGAUCACUUUCGGGAGCCGGACACAUAUCUGCACUCAUGGGAGGUGCUGCUGGAGAUCAUGAUGUCGCCCAUUUGCGAGAGCAUGCUGGUGGAUGUGGGUAUGCCGGUGAUGCAUCGCAAUGUCGCCUACAACUGUCGCGUGGCCUUCUUCAAUCGGCAGCUGCUGCUGAUUCGACCCAAAAUGGCCAUGUGCGACGAUGGCAACUAUCGGGAGUCGCGCUGGUUCACCGCCUGGACCAAGUCCAUGCAAACGGAGGAGUUCCUGCUGCCGCGCAUGAUAUCGCAGCACACGGGCCAGCAGACGGUGCCAUUUGGCGAUGCGGUGAUUGCCACACGCGACACCUGCCUGGGCUAUGAGAUCUGCGAGGAGCUGUGGAAUGUGCGCAGCAAACACAUCGAAAUGUCGCUGGCCGGCGUGGAGGUGAUUGUCAAUGGGUCCGGCAGCUACAUGGAGCUGCGCAAGGCCCACAUCACCUCGGAUCUGAUACGGAAUGCCAGCUUCAAGGCGGGCGGGGCCUAUCUGUUCAGCAAUCUGCGCGGAUGCGACGGGCAGAGGGUGUACUUCAACGGCUGUUCGGCGAUUGCCCUGAAUGGCGAGCUGCUUGCCAGGGGCCAGCAGUUUGCCCUGCAGGACGUGGAGGUGACCCUGGCCACCAUUGACCUGGAGGAGAUACGCGCGUAUCGCGUGAGCCUGCGCUCGCGCUGCACGGCGGCCGCCAGUGCGGCCAACUAUCCGCGGAUCCACUGUGACUUUGAGAUGUCCACGCACAGCGACAUCUUCAAGACAUCAACCCCGCCGCUGCACUGGCCCAGCCACACGCCCGAGGAGGAGAUCGCCUUGGGGCCGGCCUGCUGGCUCUGGGACUAUCUGCGUCGCUCCGGCCAGGGCGGAUUCUUUCUGCCACUGAGCGGUGGCAUCGACUCGAGCAGCUCGGCCACCAUUGUGCACUCCAUGUGCCGCCAGAUUGUGCAGGCCGUGCAGCUGGGCGACGCCCAGGUGCUGCACGACAUCCGAAAGAUCCUGGCCGACACGGACUACACGCCCGACAAUGCGGCCACGCUGUGCAACCGCCUGCUGGUCACCUGCUACAUGGGCAGCGUCAACAGCAGCAAGGAGACGCGCCGACGGGCCGCACAGCUGGCCAACCAGCUCGGCAGCUAUCACAUCGAGAUCAGCAUCGAUCUGGCGGUGAAUGCCCUGCUGGGCAUCUUCAAUGCCGUCACCGGUCUGACGCCCCGCUUUCGCACACAGGGCGGCUGCGCGCGCCAGAACCUAGCGCUGCAGAACAUCCAGUCGCGCCUGCGCAUGGUCCUGGCGUACAUAUUCGCGCAGCUUAUGCUGUGGGUGAGGAAUCGACCGGGCGGGCUGCUCGUCCUGGGCUCCGCGAAUGUGGAUGAAUCGCUGCGCGGAUAUCUGACAAAGUAUGACUGCUCAUCGGCGGACAUUAAUCCCAUCGGGGGCAUAUCCAAGACGGAUCUCCGACGCUUUCUGGUCUACGCCAAAGAGAAGUACAAUCUGCCCAUUCUGGAGUCUAUCAUUGAGGCACCGCCCACCGCAGAGCUGGAGCCGCUGCAGGAGAACGGAGAACUGCAGCAGACCGACGAGCAGGACAUGGGCAUGACCUAUGAUGAGCUGAGCGUGUAUGGGCGCCUGCGCAAGCAGUCCUUUUGCGGGCCUUACAGCAUGUUCUGCCACUUGGUGGCCACGUGGAAGGGCGACCUCAGUCCCAAGGAGGUGGCCGACAAGGUGAAGCAUUUCUUUCGCUGCUAUGCCAUCAAUCGGCACAAGAUGACCGUGCUGACGCCAUCGGUGCAUGCCGAGAGCUACAGUCCCGAUGACAAUCGCUUCGACCACCGACCGUUCCUGUAUCGGCCCAACUGGAGCUGGCAGUUCAAGGCCAUUGACGAUGAGGUGGACAAGCUGCAGCCCAUCUACACACCCUCAUCGAUGCGGCCCAGCAGCGACGAUCUGCUGCUGUCCACGCAGCGCUCCUCGCAUCUCGAUGACUCUAAGCACUCGUCGCCGCUCUCCUCGGCCUCGGGCUCCGCCUCCCUGGAUGUGGGCAUCUCGACGGCGGCCGUGCCACUGGCAGCUGCUGCCGCUGCCGCCGCUGCACCCGGCCUGGCCAAAAAGCCCAGCGGCUACUCCAAGGUGCACGUGAAUGUCCUAGGAAAGAUCAAAGACCGCACCGGGAUACCUGUCUAGGAUCUGCCGUAGCAUCGAACCAAACGCACUGUUGGAAUUCUUGUUUGUGUUUUUCCUUUCGUAUACACACAUACAUAAGUAUGUACAAGGAUUAUAUGUAGGAUUGAUUAGCCAUAGCCAUCGUCUAAUUCGAAACUCAAAUCUUGUUCAGAUCUUCAUGGAUACAAAACAAAAAGCCUUUGUAGAGCAUCCUUUUUCCAGUUGGCCUUAUCUUAAAACCAAAAAAAACCAAACUUAUUCCUAAUUAUACACACAAGCAUACAUGCAUAGAAAUGUAUAUACAUAUAUACAUAUAUAUACCCGCAUCUUCUCCAUCUGCCCCAUGCUUAGAGAGCGCUAGUCAACAGCAAAGCCCCUGGCAAACGGCCCUAAGCAACUUUUUAACCUAAGCUCACCGUCUGCGAAAUAUCAGCACACUUCUUAUUAGAUUUCUCUUUUAAUUUGCGGCCAGUUGUUUGCUAACAUUUCGCUGUUGAUUCUCGGCCAUAAAGACACACAAAGUGCGCAACAAACUGUCUGAAAUGAACCACUAAAACAGCUGCAGAAACCCCGAAGUAUGCUUCUUUGUUAGUUCUCACUGUGUUAGAUCUUUAAGGGAAAAUGUACCGCGAUAUCUUUCACCUGACGUGCGCCGAAAAUCCUUCGAGUUUCCUUAUAAUUUAUGGGUAUCGGAUUUUGUUGACUAGUGUCUAGAAUCGAAUGAAAGGCGAACUAUUUGUCCCAAUGUGUACAAUCUUUUUCUUCGUCGACUAUUAAGCCCCCCGUUUCAUGUGUGACUUUUGAUAGUAGCUUUUAUUUAGGCACUUUUUUGAGGGGAGUUCGGUUGUUCGGUUGUUCGGCUUGUGUACACUGUACAGUGCGUUUCAGAGCCACAAGCGCUCUAGGAAAUUGUAGGAAUUGAUGUAGGUUAAUUUUAAAAUUGAAUAAUAAAAAAUGCACAAAAUCCAGUUUUAAAUUUAAGAGGCCCUCAAUGUCUUGAUCUAAAACUAAUCGAAAGCAAUAACUGAACAUUUUAGCGGCCUAAUCAUAAUUGUUGACGCAAUCUUUUCGAUUUUACGAGUAUUUACUGCCCCUUUUGGAUAACUAAACUAAAACUUAACUCAACUGUGAGCGAGCUAUUGGAUAGGAUAGGAUAACUAGUGGGAUCUAGUGGGAACUCAUUCACUAUGA
Molecule: messenger RNA, 3962 nt
Organism: Drosophila obscura
Lineage: Eukaryota; Metazoa; Arthropoda; Insecta; Diptera; Drosophilidae
Gene: Nadsyn
Product: glutamine-dependent NAD(+) synthetase
Biological process (GO): NAD+ biosynthetic process
Cellular component (GO): cytoplasm
Molecular function (GO): ATP binding; glutaminase activity; NAD+ synthase (glutamine-hydrolyzing) activity
Source: RefSeq, a predicted model, not a curated record